AUGCAGCCUAGGAGUCACGGCGACUCGUCCAGGAAAAAAGCAAUUUUGGAGGCUAGUUCGAUUGUGACGCAGCUUAAAUUCGCUCCUCGCUGCGGGACCCGCCCUUUGACGCUUCCGUCCGCACGCACGCGAACAUCCGCCUUCCGCAUUGCGAGGCGAGGCCUUGGCCCCGCCCCAGCCAGUGUCCCGAACAUGCGCGGUCGCUUCCCCUGCCGGCCGGCCGUACGUCCGGCGUGCGUCAAGAUGGCGGCCUCCUUGCCGCGCACGCUUCUGAGCCGGUUCCCUAACCUCUUGCGAAGCUCCUAUGGCGUUCAGGUUCCCCUCCGGACUCUUUGCACCAAAGGUCCUCCUGAGGAAGGUUCUCCGUCCUCACUUCCCAUUUCCCCUUAUGAGAAUGAGCCGUGGAAAUACCUGGAUUCAGAAGAGUACCAGAACCGCUAUGGUUCUCGCCCCAUUUGGGCCGACUACCGCCGCAAUCACAAGGGUGGUGUACCCCCACAGCGUACCCGAAAGACAUGUAUUCGUAAAAAUAAAGUUGCUGGAAAUCCUUGUCCUAUCUGCCGGGAUCACAAGUUGCAUGUUGACUUUAGGAAUGUGAAACUCUUGGAACAGUUUGUUUGCGCCCACACUGGUAUGAUCUUCCACGCCCCAUAUACAGGGGUCUGUAUGAGGCAGCAUAAGAAGCUGACCCAGGCCAUCCAGAAAGCCAGGGAGUGUGGGCUCCUCAGUCACUACGUUCCCCAGGUUGAGCCCCGAGACGCUGACUUCAGCGCUGUCCAUGGGGCUGUCAGUGUCACCCCGCCGGCCCCCACGUUACUGUCAGGCCAGCCUUGGUACCCGUGGUACAGCUGGCAGCAGCCACCAGAGAGAGAACUGUCCCGCCUUCGCCGCCUCUAUCAAGGAAACCUCCUCGAAGAAAGUGGCCCCCCACCUGAGUCGAUGCCUGAGGUGCCCAGUACACCACCAGCAGAAGCCUCCCCUGAGCAGACGGGCUCCCAGAGUGCUUAGAACCUGUGAACUAGGGUUAUGUGAUGUCAUGUGUUCUGAAACGAGUCUGUUUGGGGACAGUGACGACCCUGAAGAGCAGGUGAUUGCUGAAGAAGACAGACCCAUCUGAGGUUGAGGAGAGAGGUCUAGAUGCACAUGGGAAACUGACUGGAGGGGUCCGACAUGAACAGGAGACUCCUCACUUGUGUGUGUCCUGGAUACUGAGUCCCUGUUUUAAACCUGUGGCCCAGCUCUUCUACAAUAAAGCUGUCUCUCUCUG
Molecule: messenger RNA, 1267 nt
Organism: Peromyscus maniculatus bairdii (prairie deer mouse)
Lineage: Eukaryota; Metazoa; Chordata; Mammalia; Rodentia; Cricetidae
Gene: Mrps18b
Product: mitochondrial ribosomal protein S18B
Biological process (GO): mitochondrial translation
Cellular component (GO): mitochondrion; ribosome
Molecular function (GO): structural constituent of ribosome
Source: RefSeq, a predicted model, not a curated record